AUGCCCAUCUUCCUCAUGUACCUGAUGGCAAUUAUCGGGAACUGCCUGCUGCUGAGCCUGAUUAUGAUGGGAAAACAUCUACACAGCCCCAUGUACUAUUUCCUUUGUACUUUGUUCAUCGCUGACAUAAUUGUGUGCAGCUCCGUUGUCCCGAGAAUGCUGGCCAUCUUCUGGAUGAACGUCAAGGAGAUCACCUCCUUCUCCUGCCUUGUUCAAAUGUUCUUCGUUCAUUAUUUCAGCUCUUUUGAAUCUGGAAUUCUCCUGGCCAUGGCCUUCGACAGAUACGUGGCAAUCUGCAACCCUCUCCAUUACACCACCACGCUGACCAGCACCCUAAUAGUAAAGAUAGUCACAGUUUUCCUUAUAAGAGGGACCAUUAUAGUGACUCCAUGUCCAGUGAUGGCCAGUAGACUACCAUACUGCCAGACCAACCGUAUUGCCCACUGCUAUUGUGACCAUAUGGCAGUGGUGAAAUUGGCUUGUACCGAUGUCACUAUCAACAGUGUCUUUGGGUUGACCGUUGUCCUGUUUGUCAUUAUAUGUGAUGUCACCCUCAUUGCUGUGUCCUACUACUUCAUCCUGAGGACAGUAUUGAAGCUCUCCUCUCAGGCUGCCAAAAAAAAAGCCUUUAGCACCUGUACGUCCCAUGUCUGUGUCUUCCUCACGUCCUACACCCUGGGAGCCUUCUCCUGUGUGACCUACAGGAUAGGUGCCAUUGUCCCGUGUAUUCACAUCAUAAUGGCCAUCUUUUAUGUGCUCAUCCCACCAGCCAUAAACCCCAUCAUUUAUGGUGUGAAGACCAAGGAGAUCAGGACUGCCGUUUACAAAGUCAUCACACAACUAUGA
This is a messenger RNA of Staurois parvus, 846 nucleotides long. Lineage: Eukaryota; Metazoa; Chordata; Amphibia; Anura; Ranidae. The record is from the annotation of a GenBank genome assembly.